Cydia pomonella (codling moth) is the source of this 4977-nucleotide messenger RNA. RefSeq names its product activin receptor type-2B-like. The record is from RefSeq and is a predicted model, not a curated record. Gene Ontology annotation, cellular component: plasma membrane; activin receptor complex. The transcript has 5 exons. Gene Ontology annotation, molecular function: activin binding; ATP binding; metal ion binding. Gene Ontology annotation, biological process: activin receptor signaling pathway; protein phosphorylation; cellular response to growth factor stimulus. NCBI's taxonomy places the organism in Eukaryota, Metazoa, Arthropoda, Insecta, Lepidoptera, Tortricidae. The coding region runs from base 285 to 1898 and encodes 537 amino acids.
AGCUUUCCGUGUAUCCACUUUAUUUUCGGAAUUAAAAUUAAAGUUGACUCGAUUAACGUGAUUGCCUAGAUUUAUUAUGUUGUUUGUUCGCCUUUGGACUUCCCGUACCUAAUACUCUAUGGGAUUGUGUAUUAAGUGGUCCGAGAUUGAGAGGAAUCUUAUGUGCGUUGUUUGUCUGUCAUAUACUUAUGGCACGGAAUUCCUAAAUAGACUUCUAUGUCGGGGGAUAGAAUAAAAAUAACAUCGGUUUGCGUCGAAGGGUCAGUGAGCGGCGGAGCCUGAUCAUGGCUACGUUCAUCACGAUGGCGACUAAGAUAUGCUUUGCAACGUGGUUUAUUCUUGGUUUCCAUUCAGUUCUCGGUCUACCACCACAGGAAGAGCAUCUCCCGCCCCGUCCGAAAGAUGGCGGCGUCGAGACGCGCUACUGCGCUUACUAUAACGGCUCUCCACCAAUAUGCGAUCCCAGCGACCCCACCUGCGACCCCAUCCAAAAAGAGGACUGCCAACCUGUCGAAAAGGACAAGAGCAACCACUGUGUCCAGUUAUGGCACUACAACACCACAACAAACACCUCAACACUACAGUUUAAAGGCUGCUUCCUGGACACAGUCUCUUGCAGCGACAAACCCACACCAUGCCGAACACACAGCGCAAAACUCUUACUACUACACUGCUGCUGUGAAGGCGAUAUGUGCAACACUAAUGACACAUUCCCUGGUUUACCGCCUCCAGAUUCAACCGAUGCGCCUCAUGAGGAAAUACCGAUGGAACGGAUACCUGGAUCUGAUGAUGAUACUAAAGCUAUCAUUGCUUAUACUUUGACACCGUUGUUCAUACUUUUCAUUGCUCUCGUCGGCUGCUAUCUGCUGUAUAGGCGGCGCAAAGGCAGCACAUUUGCUGAGCUUGCGAAUGGAGAAGGAUCUCUAUCUAGGCCUCCGUCUAUGGGGGUUGGAAUGGAUACUGAGCCUGUGGACCUGGUUGGCCUUGUAACCUUAUGUGAAGUCAGGGCUAGAGGGCGCUUCGGGGCCGUGUGGCGUGCUCAGCUCGGUCAGAAAGACGUGGCCGUCAAGGUAUUCCCGCUGCAGGACAAGCAGUCCUGGCUGGCCGAACAGGAGAUCUACAGGCUCCCGAGAAUGGACCAUCCAGAUAUCUUGCAUUACAUUGGUGUGGAUAAGAAAGGAGACAAUCUGCAAGCCGAGUAUUGGCUCAUCACUGCAUAUCAUGAGAAGGGCUCUCUCUGCGACUACCUAAAAGCGCACACCCUCAGCUGGCCGGACGCCUGGCGCAUCGCAGCGUGCGUGGCGCGUGGACUGGCCCACCUGCACGAAGAGGGCGGGGGCAAGCCCGCCGUCGCUCACCGCGACUUCAAGUCCAAGAACGUCCUUCUAAAAUCCGACCUGUCUGCCUGCAUUGCCGACUUUGGCUUGGCCUUGGUGUUUGUAGCUGGCCAUGGCUGUGGAGAUGCACAUGGACAAGUGGGGACGAGGAGAUAUAUGGCCCCUGAGGUGUUGGAUGGAGCGAUCAAUUUCACGAAGGACGCGUUCUUGAGGAUAGAUAUGUACGCGUGCGCGCUUGUGCUGUGGGAGAUCGCUUCGAGAUGUGAUGAAGGUGGAGUUGAGCCCACAGCGCAAUACAGGCUUCCUUUAGAGGAGGAGGUCGGGCCUCACCCUGGGCUCGAAGAGAUGCAGGAGGCGGUGGUCCAGCGGAAACUGCGGCCCGCCAUCCCGCCGCGGUGGAGAGAACAUCCCGGCCUCAACGUCCUCUGCGACACGAUGGAGGAGUGCUGGGACCACGACGCGGAGGCGCGCCUGUCCGCGUCCUGCGUGCUGGAGCGCGUCGGCGCGCAGCGCCAGGCCGCCGCCGACACCCCCCUGCUCAUCCACGACCUCGCCUGCUGACACACGCCCCUCAUACACUUCUAGAUCUGUGAGUCGGUGCUGUCUUUUAUAUAAGGUUUGAGUGGACAAUGGUAUUAACAUUCUUAAGAGUCACGCGCCAUACAACCAAACUUACGCUCUCAUUUUAAACCAGACCUAUAUGGUUUCGUUGCUAGAAAUUGUAAUGUAUAGAAAUUAAACCGAGUAGAAAUUUAUCACACAACAAAACUUCCACACGCGUUUUUACUUUGUAUGACAAUUUUUAGCCACUUAAACCACACCGCCAGACAUUGCUAUAUGCAUGCAUGUAAAUAUUCAUGCCAAGUUUUUUGUAAUUUAAACAUGUUGUUUUAAAAUGAAAACGUUCCUUUGGGGUGGCUUUUUGGCGGCGAAUUGGUGUUAUUCUUGCGGCGAGGUAUAUUUCAGUAAUCAUGGACGUUGAUACUAACAGAAAAACUCUUGGAGGGCCUUUGAAAUAGGUUUACUAAUUGUCAGUGAACUGUGUGGACAUAGAGUGGACUAGUGAGUGAAUCUAAGGACAUUUACGCCUUGUAAAGAUAAAGAUGUGUUUUUAGGCAAAGAUGUCCUUAUUAUCAACUACUAAAGGUGAUUUUUGCCUGAAAAUCUUAUACAUUUGUCAAGUGCUAUAAUAUGAAACGAAUUUUUCCUAAAGUUUUGACUGUUUGUGAAGUGGUAGCGCGUGAAUUGUGGCAGUUUUGGUCCCCUUAUAGGUUUUAAACUUAUGUUUAAGCUUUUGCAGCUAAAAUAAAAUCACUUGUAUUUCCCACAUUAUUUAUGUUUUUCUUGUAUGCUUUUUGAGGGGGUGACGAAAAAAUAUUUAUAUUUUUGACGUCAACUGUAAAGUUAUCGUAAAAUAUGAGUGCAUCAACAACAACAUGUUCACAACAUGUUACAGAUGAUUUGGAAAACCUAUAACAACUAUAUUUUACUCACAAUAGUAGUCCAAAUAAAUGACAAUUAUUUCAUUUCAUAGGCCUAUUUGAUUGAGAAAUCUAAGAAUUACAUAAUAUUUUGCUCCGACUAAAAUAUACCCAGAUUAAAUAAUAUGAAAUAGCAAGAUGAUAACAUUUAAUUCAAUUAGUAAUAUGAUUCUAAGUUGCUGAUUGUAAGUGUCAUAUUACAGUUUAUUUGUCAUGCUUUAUUUGUGUAUUUACAUUCUGUUAUUUCUGAACAUCUGUUAUAAAAUCGAGUUUUGUAACUUCAAAGAAUCAAAUUGAUUCAUGAUCUACAUAAGUUGAUCGUUUGACCAUGUUAUUGAUUUGUAAUUUUUUGCUUAUUAAAUCAAUACUUUAAAAUCGUUACAUGGAUAACUUUAGUGCAAUAAUUUCGUGCUAAACGUUGGUUUUUUUAUCCUAACUGAAAUCGUUUUGUUAUUGCUAUUGCUAUUGUAUAGAAAUAUUUUCAAAGAAAUGAAUUUGUUUAAAUAUUUAUUUUGAUAUAAGGUAUGCCCGGGUAAGACCGGACUAUAUUUCGGCGAGUUGAAAGGGCGUCACAAUUUUUAUUAUUAUUAAUUUAGUGAGAACUUUAACCACCGAAUGUUAAAUGCAAAUGAGAAAGAAGAAAACAAGCUUAGUGCCCCUAAAUAAAAUAGUUUAGGAGUAAUCUAUACUCAAAGUUGAAUACAUUUUUUUAAAGACACCAAACCUUCUUGGACUAAUUGCUAAUUAUACCUCUAAAGCAAGGGAUUUCAAGUUUAUCACAUUUUUUUUAAACUUUCGUAACACACGACUGACACGACUGAGCGGUUACUACAAUAUGGCAAGAGGGGCGGGAUGAAAUGGCGUUACACAUUGUAUUGCUAGUGAUGUACAAUAAAUGCCAUUUGUGGUAGCAAUUGCGGUCAUACGAUCUUACCAUGCAUCCGAUCUUAUCCGGGUAUCCCUUAAGUUAUCAUGAAAUGGAACUGUUACGUUUAAAACCGAUUCUUAAGUAACGGUAUUCAGGUACAAAAUCAGUUACUAAAAGGCGACUACAAAAUACAAAUGAUCAUUCAUGGAAUGUAUAUUAUGUCAUUAUGUGUAAUGACUUUAAAAUUUACUGGGAUUUGGAAAUUUUAAAAGAAAUAUUGUUGUGUAGAGAUUUGUGUGUGAUUUGGUAAAUAAUAUCACAUUUAUAUGAAUAAGACACGAUGCAAUGAAUACACUAUCAAGUUUUCCAAUCUAUAGUCAGCAGCUAAAACCAGGUGGAACAAAUGUGUGCUCAGUUUUGUAAGACCAGAAGGCGCCAAAGUGUUAGAGCGAGAAAGGUAAUUAGGCAUAACCCUUUCACUCUUACAAAUGAUUGUUUCUUGCUAUUUCAAAUCUACAAGUAAGGCAGUCUAGAGCUCGUUUUACCUGCUGACUGUAUUGACUUUGUAUUUAAGGGAUCAAAUAUCACCAGAUGGCGGUAUUCUGACACGCACAAUCAAAUGUUUGUUGAGUGACACCAAUGGUUACAUGUCGCAUUAAAAUGUGAACUAUAUGAUAACCUGAUGUUCCCAAACUGCGAGAGUUCCAAAUCUUAACACCGCGGACAGAGCGUCCGCGCAGCGCUGGUUGUAGAUUCUAGCAGCUAGAGCUACAUUAAUGUAUCUUCAUUUCUUCAUCAAGCCGUUUCAAAAUUCAAAAAAAUAUUCUGCAAGUAGGCCUUAAGGGUUCUUUUAUAAGUCAAUACAACAUUUAUAGUAACAUCAUAUAGUGUCAUGAAAAAAAAAUAACAUUUAUAAAUACAACAGCCAAUACCAGGGUAAACAUUACAUUAUAAUAAUCUUAAAAUAAAUAAUUACUAUAAUCAAUAGAGAUGUAUAUUAGUCUCUAUGGUUAAAAAUACAUACAUUAAAUCUGGAGAUGUCGUUUAAGUGCAUGGCGACCCUAACAAUGAAUUCAUUUAUAAUUUCUCCAUGCAAUUUCGCAGCUCACAUGCAUGCAUGUACGUGUAAAUAUCACUACUAACAAGUUUGGGAACUCCUGCGUUAAACUGGUUACGUCAAAGUAGCGACAUCUAGUGAUUUGGAAACUAAGGAAUUGAGGUACGGCACACCAAAAUCGCAAUAUCAAAAGAGAUAUAUUAUUAAUGUAUUAUAUUAAUGUUUGGACGUGUA